This is a messenger RNA of Angiostrongylus costaricensis, 621 nucleotides long. NCBI's taxonomy places the organism in Eukaryota, Metazoa, Nematoda, Chromadorea, Rhabditida, Metastrongylidae. The record is from the annotation of a GenBank genome assembly.
AUGAGCCCUUCUUCUCUCUAUUUAGGUACUGACUAUAGCGGACGGUGUUCGGAUGGGAGCGCAGCGAGUGGUGCAAUGAGCACUACAUCAGGUUCGAGUACUCCGGCCCCAGUACGACGAUCACGUUCUAGUCAUGACGGCUUGCUGAAAUGUCAGUUUUGUCCGAAGAAAUGGCAUGAAUUGCUACACACCCAUAUGACAGAUUGUCGCAUGAUGCGCGGACAUGAGUGUGCACAGUGUGGGAAACGGUUUAAGGCUAGAGGUGGACUGCAGCAGCACCUGCGUAUUCAUUCAAACGAUCGACCCUAUGCAUGUCAUUUUUGCUCGAAACGGUUCACACAGAAGAGCCACGUUGACCAGCAUGAGCGUAUCCACACUGGGACGAAACCAUUUACGUGCCAGUUUUGUGGUCGUGCAUUUCGUCAACGCUCACAACAGCUUGGGCAUGAAGCUACACAUUCGAAUACGAUAACCACAACGAUCCAGGCCGCUACGCAGCGCACUCAACAAACUCCAUCGUCAACGGAGCAGUCGAAGACACAUCGUGAUCAAGAACGAGACGAGAUGAUAAGGAAUGAGGUGAAAGGCUUUUUUCUUUCCUUUUCCUUUUCCUCAUUCUAG